AGCAGCUCGCCUAUGGUGAAAAUUCAGCUUUAUCUAAACGUUCUCAAGUCACUGCCUGGUUGAAAAUUGUAUGUUACUACCGAAUAUGAGUACUGAAGCAGUUUUUCUGAAACCACGUGCACCAUUCAAACUGGCUGCCUUCAACGUUCGCACACUUAUGCAGGUCGGACAACAGAUAGGGCUGGCUAUGUCUUUGGAAAGUCUUAAUAUUGAUGUGUGUUGUCUAUCCGAGACCCGUAUUCAAGACUCUGGUGAAGUACUACAAGUUCGCUCUCCAUCUGUCGCUUCAAAAAGCUUGUUUUAUGUGCGUUUAUCCGGGGACCCUGUGGCAUCUUCGUCUGGUCUUGCUGGCGUUGGUGUCGCACUAAGCGCAAGAGCUGAGGCAGCACUAGUCGACUGGAUCCCCAUUAACAGUCGGUUAUGUGCUGUUAGAUUAGAAAGUUCCAUCAAAGUGAGAAGAAAUCGGCGUGAGAAACGAUGUCUUUUCGUCAUCUCCGCCUAUGCCCCGACAGAUUGCAGCCCGGAUGCAAUCAAGGACGAGUUCUACCAUCAGCUAACUGUUCUUCUCCAGAAAGUGCGUUCGACAGAUAUUGUAGUACUAGCUGGAGACUUGAAUGCUCAGGUCGGGCGUCUAGGCACAAAAGAGAGUCGUUUAGGUGGCCGAUGGGGACUCGUUGGUCGCAGGACAGAUAACGGGGAACGUCUACUGCAACUAUGCACAGACCACAACCUGUUUCUGGCUAGCACUAACUUUCGGCACAGUCAUCGCCGAUGUGCCACCUGGCGUCCCCCUUCUGCAUCUCAAGCCUGGACUCAGAUUGAUCACAUCGCGAUCAGCUACCGCUGGCGCGGUUGUGUACAAGACUGCCGCUCCUUUUAGAGUACCUAUCUGGAAUCUGAUCAUGCUCUGGUCUGCGCCAAUCUUACCUUACUUUUCAGUGGCCAACGAAGUGACCGCCACCAAAGGAUUGAUGUUAGCAAGCUGGCUGCAACUUCUGUUGCUAGUAUGUACCGAACCGAGCUAGCUUCUAGGCUAACUACCAUUCCACCGAAAAGUAUAGAUGAGCAUUGGUUCCAAUUGCAUGACGCCAUGAAAAUGGCGGGUCAAGUCAGUUGUGGGUUUGCGAAACGUCCCGCUUACAAGCACUGGGUUUCUUCUGGUUCCUUACAACUGAUUGAAGCCCGUCGGUCUACUCCGGGUGACCGUGAGUUUGACCACAGACGAAGGAUGUUACGUAAUGAAAUCGGGCAAAGAUUGUGUAGGGACCGAGAAGCCUGGUGGUCGGAGCGUGCCAGUGAGUUGGAAGCAGCAGCUGCAUCUGGUAAUUACCGGAAGCUCUUCCAACUCAUCCGAGCCACUGGCAGCAAGAAGUCUGGUGUGAGCGAAACAAUCUGCGAGGAUGACGGAACGCCAGUCACUAACAUCCAUCGACGUCUUGGACGAUGGGCAGAGUUCUUUGAAGGGCAGUUCAACUGGCCUGCUGCUCCGGCAACAUCGGUCAGACUGUCCUGCCCUCCAUGGCCGGUGACGACUGAUCCACCAAAUGAGGCGGAAGUCCGCAAGGAACUCCAACUCUUGAAACGUUACAAAUCACCGGGCCCAGACGACUUACCUCCGGCUCUUUUUAAAGAUGGUGGUGACUUUCUGACUAAGGGACUGACGACGUUGUUUACAAAGAUCUGGGAACUAGAGUGUGUACCAACGUCAUGGAAUGAGUCGAUAGUUGUCCCUAUCUUUAAAAAGGGUUCACGUUGUUCCUGUAACAACUAUCGGGGGAUAAGUCUACUUCCGAUUGCGUCCAAGCUAUUGGCUUCCGUCAUACUUCGUAGGUUGUUCAGAACCCGAGAAAGAUUGACUCGCGAGGAGCAGGCUGGG
Schistosoma spindalis is the source of this 1876-nucleotide messenger RNA. NCBI's taxonomy places the organism in Eukaryota, Metazoa, Platyhelminthes, Trematoda, Strigeidida, Schistosomatidae. The record is from the annotation of a GenBank genome assembly.